UUGUUCUCAAAUGGAUCCCUGGUUUUGAUGGCGGGGACAGUCAAACAUUUACUAUCAGAUACAAAAAAUUAGGCGAUGGAAGCUGGAUGGUUAUUCCCAUACACAUUUCUCACUAUGAAUGGACAGUCGAUGGUUUAAAGUCGGGAACGACAUACCAAAUUCAAAUGAUGGCACAAAACAAAAUAGGAAAGUCGAAUUGGACAGAAGCAAUACACGUAAUUACUCUACUGGACACAGUAAGCAGUGACUCUUCAACAUCCGCUCUUGGUGGAGCUGUAGGUGGAAUAUUUGGAGUUGGUGUCAUAAUUGCAGUGUCCAUCCUGAUCUGGCGGUACAGAUCACAUGGGCUAAACACAACAAAGCAAUGCCUAACGAAAAGGAACCCAGUUGAGAAGUAUGAAGAUCUGGUCCGAGGACAGGGCAACACCGACGUCCCAUCAACAGGUGGAAGUUAUGAAACAUGUACCAUCGCAGCCUCAGCACACUCCCGUCAUGCCAAUCAGUAUGAAACACUUGAGGAGCUUGAAUUUCGUGAAUACUCGAGGAUUUCGGCGUGUUAUUCUCAACAAGACAAUGCUAUGUCUGCAAAGAUGUACGCAUCGGGGCAAACUGAUGCGUCAACGAAUGACCCGGACUACCAAAAUUAACAUAAAUAAAUGAAUGAAUGUGCUGGUAUUUUUAUAGUGUUUUUUUUUUUAUCUUACGUGCAGGUAAAAUUAGCUACACGGAGUUACCCCAUUUGCUUAUUGUGAUAGAACUUUCUAUACGUGAACAUUAUUUAAAACAUGCAAGGAAAACAUGAAAGAUGUUUGCUCUUUCAUUGAUAGUUAUUUUAAAGUAUAAAACACUGUAUCUGAUAGUUGAAUAUGUAUUUAGAAUGUUAAAUAAUCGAUAUUGU
Dreissena polymorpha is the source of this 898-nucleotide messenger RNA. RefSeq lists its product as uncharacterized. The record is from RefSeq and is a predicted model, not a curated record. NCBI's taxonomy places the organism in Eukaryota, Metazoa, Mollusca, Bivalvia, Myida, Dreissenidae. The transcript is spliced from 5 exons. The coding region runs from base 87 to 647 and encodes 186 amino acids. Gene Ontology annotation, molecular function: protein binding.